This is a messenger RNA of Durio zibethinus, 1791 nucleotides long. Its product is annotated as RING-H2 finger protein ATL65-like. Gene Ontology annotation, biological process: protein ubiquitination. Gene Ontology annotation, molecular function: transferase activity. The record is from RefSeq and is a predicted model, not a curated record. Lineage: Eukaryota; Viridiplantae; Streptophyta; Magnoliopsida; Malvales; Malvaceae.
UCCGCAGAUUAUAAAACCUCCUGAGGGCCAUAAAUUCACCAAUGCCUACGUGUCGUGUACCCGCCAUCCCGCAUCGACAAGUCGUUCGGUGAGACCAGACAACACAAUCAACUCUCUAAAACAUUAAACCCCUCAAACAUCCCCCAGAACUUAUCGCUUACUCUAAAAUAACAACCACCCCACCGCCACUCUAGCGAAACACCUCCAUCGCGGAUCAUGGGGUUCACCACCUGCGCCCCGUCUCCAACUCCAUCUCCGACCCCCUUCCCCUUCCACUCUCCCACUUCAUCAUCAUCGCCUCCAUCUUCAUUAUCAUCUGCGUCGUCAUCGUCAUCAUCAUCACCGCCGUCUUCACAGCUUCCAGUUGACUUCAGCCCACCGUUGAUCGCCAUGGUGGUAGUAGUCGCGGCAGCAUUUUUAAUCGUUACUUAUUCACGUCUCAUCUCCAAAAGACUCGUCCCUCCAAUCCUCCGCUUCUUCCGCCGUCGUCGUGGUCGCCGCCGUCGCUACCUCCCAUCCACCACGACUGACCUCGACUCUCUUCCACCCUCUGAUCCCUUCGAACUCCCUCUUUCCCCUUAUGGCCUCGAUAACUCUGCCAUCAAAACCCUGCCUCUUUCCCUCUACACUUCAAAAACAAAACCUAACAACAGCCCCAAGGACUGUGCCGUUUGUUUGUUAGAGUUCGAAGACAACGAAUACGUUCGAACACUCCCCGUUUGCUCCCAUAUCUUCCACGUCGAUUGCAUCGAUGUUUGGUUGAAAUCACAUGCUAACUGCCCUCUUUGUAGAGCUGGAAUUUUCUCUACAGAAUCUCCUUUUACUCCGUUAAUGGCAGCCAGAAUCCGACCCAGCCUCGACGACACUCUUUUACUCAACAGCACUCUGGAAUCCCUGAGGGAAACUCCUCUCCAGUCUCUACCAAAUAACACCAUAACUGAAAUAACCGAAGAGUCGUCACCGAGACGAGUGAAUGGGAAUAGUAAUCGUGAGGAAAGGUUUAAUUUUGUUUUGAAAAGGUCGUAUUCGUUUGGUUUCGAGAGGAGUUUAGCAGCGGAGAGGAUGGUUACGGAGCCCAACACGGCAUCGCCUUGGAGGUAUAGGAGAGGAGGGAAUGGCUUUUGGAGCAAAAGGGCGUCGCCUUUGGGGUCUUUAAUGAUGAAACCGAGAGUUUUCUCUUUUAGGUAUUACAGAGGGAUGAAAGCUUCGCCAUUUUUUCGCCGGAGAGGGUUUUUUCCAUUUUCGGAAUCAAGCGUUAGGUUUUCCGGAAGCGGCGGCGGCGGGGGUUCGUCGAGGAGGAGCAAGUCAAUGGCGAGUCCCAUGUUCUUAAGAUCAGCAGCUUCAAGUGUGGCGGCUUUCUCGUCUAGUCGGCUCAGGUGCGGGGAUCCCGAGGCACUACUGUCACCGGAGAGGUUCAACGGGAGAUGAAAGAAAAGACACGAGGAAGGUUGGAUAGAGAGAUCGACGGGAAAGGGACGGUAGGGGAUUGGGGUCCGGUGAAUUAAUUGGCAAGGAAGAGUAAAUGUAUGAAAGAUGGAGAGAGAUUGUGGCUCUGGCGAGUGAGACUUGAAAAAGGGCAAGUAUUAAUGGGAGGUGGGGAGAGGCAUUAAAUGAGAAAAUUGACAAGAGAUAGACACGAUUUUUGAGCUCUCUCGCUGUCCGAGUCCUAGUCUAUGGGAGAAGAAAAAGGUUCACAAAUGCCGAGACGUUGGACCUCUGAAGGGCACUUAUAUAGAGUAUGGGUUUCCAAAGUCACAAUGUUAACUGAUGUUGCUUCGGCUAUGAUGCUGU